AGAAGCAGUGGCUGCAAAGACUGAAGCCCUGCCCGGAGUUGUUCUCAGCUGGAAGAGACAGGCCUGGGCCCAGCAUCGCCAGCAGCCAGACAGCAGCAGCAGCUGCACUGACAGCAGCAGAACACAGCAUGGUGGUGGUGAAACUGGAAUGUCCCAAAAUCACACCAAAGACACCAACAACAACUGCAAUAAAAGCCUCCUCUGUGAUCAGAAGGGAAAGCUUGUCCAGGCUAUUAAAAGAAUUAAGCACGAGGUGGAUGAGUGCAGAGAUGCAGAAAGAGAGACACACAUAGAUUCAGUCCAAGUAGAGGACAGUUUCAAUGCCCUGGAACGAGACAUCAGAGCAGAGUUUAAGAACAUCCAUCGUUUCCUGGAUGAGGAAGAGUGUAAGGAGCUGGAGCGACUGAGGAUGGAGAGACAGAAACAACUAAAACAGCUGAAGGAAAGAGAGAAGAAAAUAGCAGCGCAAGGGAGAGACCUGGAGAGAGCAAUCACAGUACUCAACAGCAAAUUGGCUGAGGAGGACAGUCCUAAACUGCUCACAGAAAUUCAAGAUCUCAUAAAAAGAUCUCAGGUCAGGUUUGUCAAUCCAGCAAAGGUGGACACUGAGGUACGCUCCGGCCAGUUUGUGGGGCCCAUACAGUACAGGAUAUGGAAGCACAUGAAAAGCUGCCUUUACCCAAAUAUUACAUCAAUGACCUUUGACCCUGAGACAGCCCACCCUAAUCUGUCCCUGUCCCAGUCUCGAACCUCAGUGUGGUUUGAGGAGGAUAAAGACACAACAGACUUCCAGUUCAACCCACAACGGUUCCACCAUUAUUACUGUGUGUUGGGCCAUCAGAGCUUCACCACAGGCCGACACUACUGGGAGGUUAAGGUGGGACGUAAGACAGCGUGGAGGUUGGGCGUGGCCCGAGAAGAUGUCCCUAGAGGGGAGAUGGAUGCCUCUGGCCCUUCCAGUGGCCUCUGGACCCUGUCCCUGAAGGACGGAUCCGUCCAAGCCUGCACCGACCCAAAGCCCACCAAGGUCAGAGUAUCUGUCGGUCUUGUCCGCAUCGGCCUGUUCUUAGACUGUGAAAAGGAGGAGGUGUCUUUCUACAAUGCUGUUACCAUGGCGCCAAUCUACACCUUUACUAUGGGAACAGUUGAGGUCCCUUUGUUCCCCUUCUAUAAUCCAUGUGACUCAGAUGAUGGGAAGAACACGGCAGCCAUCACAAUCUUUAACCCUUCCCUAUAAUGAGGGGAUGCAGAGAUUUCCAACACAAAUUGUUAAUUUUACAUUAGUAUAAUUACUUAGUAAUUGGUAAUUGGAAAUUAUUUUGAUUGUCAAUAAAUGGUUAGGAUUAUCAUUUUCAAACAAAAAUGCCAAUCAUUUGCAUUCUUUUGUCUUCUGUGAAAAUAGUUUUGUCUUGGAACCACUGUUCCAUUUAAAGACAUCACCUUGGAUAUUGGCAAUUAGAUCUUGACAUUUUGUUGACAAUAUUGAUAAAGAAAAAAAUUAGUUAGUUGCAGCCCUGAUUAUAUAAUGCCCUUACAACUUUCUUAAAUUUGUUUGCAAACAGAGAAACUCUAAAUUCUUUCAAGAAAUGAUUUUA
Etheostoma cragini (Arkansas darter) is the source of this 1595-nucleotide messenger RNA. Its product is annotated as zinc-binding protein A33. Gene Ontology annotation, molecular function: protein binding. The record is from RefSeq and is a predicted model, not a curated record. The coding region runs from base 149 to 1237 and encodes 362 amino acids. Lineage: Eukaryota; Metazoa; Chordata; Actinopteri; Perciformes; Percidae. The transcript is spliced from 7 exons.